Molecule: messenger RNA, 2793 nt
Organism: Drosophila montana
Lineage: Eukaryota; Metazoa; Arthropoda; Insecta; Diptera; Drosophilidae
Gene: babo
Product: TGF-beta receptor type-1 babo
Exons: 8
Coding region: 778-2655 (625 amino acids)
Biological process (GO): activin receptor signaling pathway; protein phosphorylation; nervous system development
Cellular component (GO): activin receptor complex; plasma membrane
Molecular function (GO): ATP binding; metal ion binding; activin binding
Source: RefSeq, a predicted model, not a curated record
AGACGGGUUUUCCGCUGAUUUCGUUCAACAAAAAUUCAUAUAUAACAAAUAAAUAAUACAAUUUAACGCAAACAUAACCCUGCACAAUACAAUUUAAAGUGCUGGCCACAAGUGUAAAUAAGUUUCAGUUGCUAAACAAGCCGCUAAAGUGCCAAACUCACGUGAUGAAAAUACGGCUGAAAACUUCAACGUAAAAGUGGGAGGGGAUACGAAUUUUUCUAAUUGGAUUUGCAAGAAGUGAACGAAUUUGUCAGAUCCAUCGGGUUAACCGUGUUUAAUGCGUGCCAGGUGCACCGAAAAAAAUGCCAAAAUUGCCAAAUAAGAAUACAAAUAGUGGCUACUUGCUAAACGAAUGCACAAACAAAAUGUAAGCUCGCCGCGGGUGCAAGCAGAGCGCGAGGCCGACUUCGAGUCCCCCUUACCCCCACACACGCCCACCGCCCCCGUGUCCUACACAAUAAAUGCGCAAUACAAAGCAAAUUAGUUGCCGCCGUCUGCAGUCGACGUUGACGGCGCUGCCGUCUCCUUUACAUAGUUUCGUUUGUGCCGUUGUUGUCGUCAACAAGGAGUGAAAAAUAAGUUUGCUGCGGCUGCUCCCCCCCCUCCCCACACAGACUUUGAGCUAGCGCGCGCUUGUCUGUACGUGUGUGUUUGUGUGUGUGAGUGCGUGCAUUUGUGUGUGCGCGGGGAAAACAAAAGAAAAGCACAAAAACGAAAACAAUAACAAGCGCCAGGCGCACGGACAGCGCGUUUAUCAAAAAAGCAAAUACAAACAAAAUGUGGACGCAGCUGCUCUGCCUGCUGGCGCUGCUCAACGCCAGCUGCGCUUCGCCCGUUGAGAUUGUCGCACAACCGACUGAAGCUGGCCACAAAUUGGCAGCGACAACAACAACAAAUGAAACAGCUGGCGCUUAUCUAACGAAAUCGUCGCUGCCUGUCGCUGAUAACAGCGGCCAUGGCAACAACAACAGCAAUAACAGCAGCAACAACAACAACUCAGUGCCCAUACAAUUGCCCACAACAGACGCUGCCUCAGGCUCUGCCGCCGCCGCCGCCGCUGCUGCUGCUGCCCCUCAGCUGCGAAUGUCGGUGCCGACUUACCCGCCGCUGCAGAACAAGAAGCACGAGAAAACGAUCAAGUGUCAUUGCGAUAUCUGCAAGGAGACGAAUCACAUAUGCGAAACGGAUGGAUAUUGUUUCACCUCCGUGGAAAAGGACACUGAUGGCAAAAUAAUCUUCAGUUUUCGCUGCCUCAACAUGUCGCAGAGCUUCCCGCCGGGCCGUUUCAUUUGGUGCAACGAUGGCCGCCAAGGUGGCCCCACGGCACGUCCAGCCGCACGCCGGGGCGGUCAUGCCUGUUGCAAUGAUCGUGACUUUUGCAAUCGCCAACUGCGUCCCGUUAUCAAGUACUAUGCGCUGUCCACGGCCACGCCAGGUGGUGGUCAGGAGUCGGUGUCGCUGGCGCCGUCGGUUAUCUACGAAGAUUUUAUGCCCAAUAAGACACUGACUAGCUGGCAACUGGUGGUCAUCAUUGUGGGCGUCACGGUGAUUAUCUGCUUUUCCGGCACCAUGGCCUGGUAUUAUUGUCAGCGUCGCAAGCGCUUGGCCAAUGGACGACCAUUCGCCAAGGAGGACUCUGUCUACGAUCCCAUACUGAAUGGCAACACUACGCUACAUGAUAUUAUUGAGAUGACCACCUCGGGCUCAGGAUCGGCUGGUCUGCCGCUACUAGUGCAGCGCUCCAUUGCACGCCAGGUGCAGCUGUGCCAUGUCAUUGGCAAGGGACGUUUCGGUGAGGUAUGGCGCGGUCGCUGGCGUGGCGAGAAUGUCGCCGUCAAGAUCUUCUCCAGUCGCGAGGAGUGCUCCUGGUUCCGCGAGGCGGAGAUUUAUCAAACAGUCAUGUUGCGUCACGAGAAUAUAUUGGGUUUCAUUGCCGCGGACAACAAGGACAACGGCACCUGGACACAGCUUUGGCUGGUCACGGACUACCAUGAGAAUGGCUCGCUGUUUGACUAUUUGACCACACACUGUGUGGACACCAAUGUCAUGCUGAAUAUGGCGCUGAGCAUUGCCACGGGACUGGCGCAUCUGCAUAUGGACAUUGUGGGCACGCGGGGCAAGCCCGCCAUAGCGCAUCGUGAUCUCAAGUCAAAGAACAUACUGGUCAAGUCGAAUUUGAGCUGUGCCAUUGGUGAUCUGGGCCUGGCGGUGAGGCAUGUGGAGAAGGACGACUCAGUGGAUAUACCAUCCACGCAUCGCGUCGGCACCAAGCGCUAUAUGGCGCCCGAGGUGCUGGACGAGAGCAUGAAUGCCCAGCACUUUGACUCGUACAAGCGUGCGGAUGUCUACGCCUUCGGCUUGAUACUCUGGGAGAUAGCGCGUCGCUGCAACAUGGGCAUGAUCUAUGAGGAAUAUCAAUUACCCUACUGGGAUGCCGUGCAGCCCGAUCCAAGCAUCGAGGAGAUGAAGAAGGUGGUUUGCAUUGAGAAGAGCCGGCCGAAUAUACCCAAUCGCUGGCACGGCUCCGAUGUGCUGCACAACAUGGCCAAGGUCAUGAAGGAGUGCUGGUAUCCCAAUCCUGUGGCGCGACUCACUGCGCUGCGCAUCAAAAAGACGCUAGCCAGCAUACGUGUUGAGGACAAGGUCAAGAACUGAUUGUGGCUCUAGUGCGUAGACCAAGAGUGGAAUGCGUUUUAUUUUCCGUUUUAUUGUUUUCGUGUUUUAUCGAAAAAAGCGUUGUGUGCAUUGCAACUCGUGUAACCUGUAACCUGGCCCCGUGUUACCUUCAAGCGA